Aureobasidium musti is the source of this 213-nucleotide messenger RNA. NCBI's taxonomy places the organism in Eukaryota, Fungi, Ascomycota, Dothideomycetes, Dothideales, Saccotheciaceae. The record is from the annotation of a GenBank genome assembly.
AUGGCUGGCUGCCCUGUCAUCAGCAGCCAGAUCGCGCCCAAAGAGAGAUGGGAAGUUCGUUACCAUGGUUAUUGGCGCAAUGGUUGGAAAGUGAGAGAAGGCGUUGAAGACGCGGUCGAGGAAGAAAGAGCCACAUGGGGACCAUGGUCUGAGAAAGUGUUCGCACUCUACGAGCGGAAUGUGUCGAGGAAGAACAUGGAGGAUAAGAGUUGA